Molecule: messenger RNA, 1498 nt
Organism: Schistocerca americana (American grasshopper)
Lineage: Eukaryota; Metazoa; Arthropoda; Insecta; Orthoptera; Acrididae
Product: speckle-type POZ protein-like
Exons: 6
Coding region: 248-1318 (356 amino acids)
Biological process (GO): proteasome-mediated ubiquitin-dependent protein catabolic process; regulation of proteolysis
Cellular component (GO): cytoplasm; nucleus
Molecular function (GO): ubiquitin protein ligase binding
Source: RefSeq, a predicted model, not a curated record
CGGCGGGGUCAGGGAUUUUCUCUGCCUCGUGAUGGCUGGGUGUUGUGUGCUGUCCUUAGAUGUGAACAGGCGACGAAACUCCGUAAUCAUCAGGAUCAGCUGGCGACCUAGAAACUGUUUGUGGCAGCAACUGCUUUGGACUGCGACAUUGAUCAACAGCUGGCUUGGACGCCUGGGAAACAGUUUCUGAAGGACGUGGGAGAGGAUAAUUUUGCAUUACUCAAGUCCCAACCUCUCUGCUGACACCAUGAGCUUUAACGCAAGAUCCGUUAACUAUGGGUUUCCAGGAGGAAGUUACAGAACAAUUGAUAUUGCAGAAGUAGCAACUGGUACACCAACCGUUCUAAAGGACUCGAGUGGUACAAACUUUGAGGACUACACUUUUGUUAAAACCUGGACUGUGAGGGGACUGAUGACACUAGGAGGAACAGCCAGAAUUAAGUCCAUUUCGUUCACCCACCAGAAUUUCAGUAAAUGGUGCAUGGUUCUUUCAAAGGAAAACAAUGAACUUUUUUUGCAGUUUUUGCUCGAAAAGUGUGAACCGGGAAAGCUAUUGAGAGCGAAGCUGAAAGCUGACGAGAUUCUUCCAAGUGGUGAAAAACGGGAAGUGUUUCCAUCUGAAUGGUACGAACUGGAAGAAGGAAGCACCUCCGAAGAGCAGCUCGUUAGGAAAGCAGACUGUAUAGGAGAGGACAACAGCGAAAAUGAGAUAACACUGCAGUGUGAAGUUUGCAUGCGAUGCAUUGUUCACGACGAGCUGCCCACGGCAGACACAGCAGAACACCAGUCUGAUGUUGCGAGGGCUGUAGGUGAGAUGUACAGUGAAGAAGUCCACACAGACUUCGAGCUGCACACAGAAGGCUCGGUUCUGAAGGCACACAAGUCACUACUGUCUGUACGGAGCCCUUACUUCGCUGCCCUGCUGCAGCCUCACACGAAGGAAGCAAAGGAAGGCUUUGUGCAGAUCACCGAUGUGAAGACCGAAGCACUGAAGCAGGUUCUGCUGUUUAUGUACACGGGUGUGGCGCCGGCUCUCAAGGACAUGCCGUGGGACUUGCUGAUAGCUGCUGACAAAUUCCAGCUCCAGCAGCUAAAGCGACAGUGCGAGGCCCACAUCGCCAGCCACUUGGAUGUGGACAACGCCGCAGAAACUGCAGCCAACGCCUUGCUGUUCUCCUGCGACAUGCUGUGGGACCGUGCGGUGUUUUUCAUCAGAAGCAAUCUCUACCAGAGGGGUACAAAACCGACUACCAGACAGUGUGUAAAAGUCGAAAGACACCAAGUGUGUGACUGUAUCGGACAUCACAGCACAUUGUGAGGCUGCUUUAAACAGUGAAAAUUCAAUGGAGUCAUAGAUGCGAACCAAAGGACUCCCAAAUAAUGGGGGAAAAGACAGAGAUAUAAAAUUGUCUGGAUUUUGGUUGGAGAGGCAGCGAAGAUUUUAAUAACAGCCACUAUCACAAUACACGAUCAAUUAAACUCUGUCUGAUGCUGCUGG